Molecule: messenger RNA, 1231 nt
Organism: Tripterygium wilfordii
Lineage: Eukaryota; Viridiplantae; Streptophyta; Magnoliopsida; Celastrales; Celastraceae
Product: dof zinc finger protein DOF1.6
Exons: 1
Coding region: 222-932 (236 amino acids)
Biological process (GO): regulation of DNA-templated transcription
Molecular function (GO): DNA binding; DNA-binding transcription factor activity
Source: RefSeq, a predicted model, not a curated record
UUCGCCACCUCAACAGACGCAUCAAACACACCUGGAAAAGCGUCGCAGCAGAUCAUUAGAAGCCACGCGUUGAUAAGCUUUGAUCAGUGUACCAAACGCCACCGCCUCCUCGCAAGCCUUGACUACAUAUAUAUAUAACAGACAAACCCCUCUCUCGCUACUUUCAAACCCAAAAGGCCUUUCACCUGUCGAUAGAUAUCUGGCUACAGUUUCAGACAGAAAUGCCGAUGGAAUCCGGAGAGAAGAGGCAACCCACCGGAGCAAACAACUCCACCAUGGCGGCGUCUCUACUGCAGCCACCGAAGAUGACGGAGCCACUGCCGUGCCCGCGGUGUGCUUCAACUAGUACCAAGUUCUGUUACUACAACAACUACAACCUCUCGCAGCCGCGCCACUUUUGCAAGUCUUGCCGUCGCUACUGGACUCAGGGUGGGACCCUCCGUAAUGUACCAGUUGGUGGUGGGGCCCGCAAGAAUUCCAAGCGCAGCCGCUCCUCACCUAAGUCCGUCCCCUUCUCUACUUCUUCUACGGUGAGUGUUGAUUCCGAACAAGCUGAGUCUGUAUGCAUGUCGAUGCCUGCUCCCUCGAUUGGGUCAGAAAUUAAGCCCGACACGGUCUCUCACUACACGAAUCUGAAUGUGAAUGAAAAUGCCAACUUCACAUCGUUGCUUAACGCGCAGGGAGCCGGGUUGUUUGGCGGAUACGGGUCAGGUUAUUUGACCGGGCAUGAGGAGAUGGGGUAUGGGCUGAACAGAGGUGGGGUUUGGCCAAUUCAUGGAAUGGGUUAUGUCGGCGGCGGCGCAGGUCCUGCUGCAGGGGCUACUGGGUGCAACACGUGGCCUCUGAGCGAUGUUGGUGGAGGAUUGACAGAUGGGGACUUCCUUGGUUGGCCGGGUCUUACCAUUUCCAUGCAGGGUAAAGGUUCCAAGUGAAGGGUUUGGAAGAAGAAGAGGAUAGACGUUUCUUUGACGUUUUGGCUCUGAUUUUGUGUCGUUUUGUUUUGGGUUUUUGGUGGUUCUCUGUUUUGGGGUCGGUGUUCUUGGAAGGUAAUUGGGUAUAAGACUAUAGAGAGAUUUAGAUGCUAAAUAUACAACAGAAAUGAUUGGGUAGUCGUAGUUUCUGUCUCUUAGGUUUUUGGUUGUUAAUGGCUGCUCUGUAAAUGUUUUGUGCUCUGUUUAGACGAAAAUCUUUUGCAAGAAAAUGAACUGUUACUAAUUAGUUUUUGCCAUUG